This is a messenger RNA of Gongylonema pulchrum, 222 nucleotides long. Lineage: Eukaryota; Metazoa; Nematoda; Chromadorea; Rhabditida; Gongylonematidae. The record is from the annotation of a GenBank genome assembly.
AUGAAAAUUAAAGAUUCCAGAAAAUUCGAUGUCGGUAUUUACACGGUCAUUACGUCCGUGUUGCCCCUUCGCGUGUAUAUCUACGAGGGUGAUGUUCUUCUGCGCUUUUGUUCGAAAAAUUACGAGCCAUUUGAUGCCGAAGAUAUUAGCAAAUACGUUGUUGGCGAUGACUAUGUACCAGCUUGGGAAGUCAGUGGUUCAUUGGCAUUCGUUCAAUGCUAG